GCGACAGCUCGAGCGGGAGGCGGUUUGUCUUGGUCGGUAAAUUACUUACAUUUGCGUCUCCCUGCAGCGGUUUUUGGUUUUAAUCGGAUGAAUUAACAUGAUUCACGAGCUGCUACUGGCGCUAAGCGGGUACCCGGGUGCGAUCUUUACAUGGAGCAAAGCAACAGGUCUGCAGGUGUCCCAGGACCUGCCCUUCCUGCAUCCCAGUGAGAGCAGCGUCCUCAACCGGAUCUGUAAACUGGGCUCGGACUACAUACGCUUUACAGAGUUCAUAGAGCAGCACACUGGCCAUGUUCACCAGCAAGAGCACCACACGAACCAGCCCAACCAGACGGGGCUUCAUGGAAGUUACCUGCGGGCGUUUUGCACCGGGCUAGACUCGAUGCUGCAGACGUACAGACAGGCGCUGCUGGACCUCGAGCAAGAGUUCCUGGGAGAUCCACAUCUGACUAUAUCCCAUGUGAAUUACAAGCUUGAUCAGUUUCAGCUGCUGUUUCCCUCCGUCAUGGUCGUGGUCGAGACUAUAAAAUCUCAGAAGAUCCACGGCUGUCAGAUCCUGGAGACGGUGUACAAGCACAGCUGCGGGGGGCUUCCUCCCGUACGCAUGGCCUUGGACAAGAUUCUGGCUGUGUGUCACGGUGUUAUGUACAAGCAGCUGGCAGCCUGGAUGCUGCACGGAUUGCUGUUGGACCAAAGCGAGGAGUUCUUCGUGAAGCAGGGUCCCAGCGCCGGAGGAGCGGCGGCCAACCAGGAGGAGGAGGACGACGACCUGGUUCUGGGAGGGCUGAGUGGGAAACAGCUGAGAGAGUUGCAGGACCUGAGGCUGAUUGAGGAGGAGAACAUGCUGGCUCCAUCUCUCCAGCAGUUUUCUCUGCGGACAGAGAUGCUGCCAUCCUACAUUCCCAUCCGAGUAGCUGAGAAGAUCCUCUUUGUGGGAGAGUCUGUUCAGAUGUUUGAAAACCACAACCACAGUCCAUCUAGAGCUGGAUCCAUCCUGAAGCACCAGGAGGACAUCUUUGCUGGGGAGCUGCACAAACUCAAGCAGCAGCCUCUUUUCAGCUUGGUGGACUUUGAAAACUUAAUCGAUCGCAUCAGGAGCACGGUGGCAGAGCAUCUGUGGACGUUGAUGGUGGACGAGGCCGACCUUCUCGAGCAGCUCAAGAUCGUUAAGGACUUCUACCUGUUGGGUCGUGGGGAGCUCUACCAGGUUUUCAUUGACCUGGCGCAGCACAUGCUGAAGGCGCCUCCAACAGCCGUCACUGAGCACGAUGUCAACGUGGCCUUCCAGCAGGCGGCUCAUAAAGUGCUGCUGGAUGACGACAACCUGCUGCCCCUCCUGCACCUCACCGUCGACUACCAGGGCAAAGACGGCAAAGAGGCCUCAGGCCCCAGAGACGGAGCCACUCCUCCUCAGGAAACGUCUCCCCGGGAGGUUCCUCCUACGGGCUGGGCGGCUCUGGGCCUCACCUACAAGGUUCAGUGGCCGCUGCACAUCCUCUUCACUCCCGCCGUCCUGGAGAAGUACAACGUGGUGUUCCGGUACCUGCUGAGUGUGCGGCGGGUGCAGUCGCAGCUGCAGCACUGCUGGGCUCUGCAGAUGCAGAGGAAGCACCUCAAACCCAGCCAGACGGAUGCUGUCAAGUGCCAACUCCGUAACCACAUGGCUUUCUUGAUCGACAACCUGCAGUACUACCUGCAGGUGGACGUGCUGGAGUCUCAGUUCUCUCAGCUGCUUCAGCAUAUCCACUCCACCAGAGACUUUGAGAGCAUCCGACUGGCCCACGACCAUUUCCUCAGCAACCUGCUGGCCCAGUCCUUCAUCCUCCUGAAGCCGGUGUUCCACUGCCUGAAUGAGAUCCUGGAGCUGUGUCAGAGCUUCUGCUCCCUGGUCAGUCAGAGCGUCGCGUCGCUGGACGACAGAGGAAGCGCUCAGCUGGACCUGCUGGUCAAGGGCUUCAAACGCCAGUCGUUCCUCCUGUUCAAAAUCCUGUCGAGCGUGAGGAACCAUCAGAUCAACUCUGAUCUGGCUCAGCUGUUGCUGCGGCUGGACUACAACAAAUACUACACGCAGGCCGGGGGCACGCUGGGCGGCGUUUAAGAAGAGAAGGGAUGAAGAUGUGUUCAUCAGCCCCAAACUCGGACCGGAGGAAGCCUCCGUUUCAACUGUUGCUUUCACCGACAUCAUGCAUGUCAACGAAAAGUAUCUUUAGAGCUGAAACACCCAAACUGCAAAAAAUACCCUCCAGAGGGAUUCAGUCUGUGUUCAGAUGGAAUGAUCAAACCUUCUGCUGCUUUUUGCUUUAAAAAAUAAUUGAAAAAACAGAGUUCCCAACUUUACUAGGACCGUUUUAAGUCAGGUCUGUGAGUUAAUAUUGGACAUUUUUAUGGGAGGCAGCGCAUGUUAGAGUGGAACCUCAUAGUUGAUUAAGGGAGCAGUUUGGGAUGUUUGCUUUUUUGUGAGAUAUAACAGAACAAUCAACAGUUUUUAGACGAGAGUUGGAGAUUAAUGGAAACAGCAGGAUCUGAGGAACCUCCUGAAGAGCUGUGUCCAUGCAGCUGUUCGGAAACGUUGAAAUGGACUUGAUCUGACAAACACAAUGUGUUUUGUGUGUCAUUAGCUGGUUGGAUACUCUGUACUGCUUAGUGUUGCCAGCAGGGGGCAGUAUUGGGAAUGUUACACGACUGUGGAAACUCAAUGAUGGAAAACAGUGAUCCAGGAAUUGUGGUUGUUACAUUUUGAAGAGAUAUUGAUUUUUUUUUUUUUUUUUUUGUAAACUUCUUCUAGAAAAGAUGACCGUUUAAAAGCAGAUUGUGGCGUUUUCUUCCUCCUAAUUCAAGCCAAGAGAUGUUGGCUCCUCCCAUCACCACAUGUGGUCCACAGGAAAAAAAAUCUGUUCAUCUUUUAGCAAAGCGGGAUGUAAUUUACAGGCGUUUUCUGUUGCGAGGGUUUUUGCAAAAAGAGAAAGUAACAAUAUGCUGCAAAGGUAGUCUGUAAAAGAACCAAAUCUAAACCAAAACCUUGGAAGUGAAAAGUGAUGCUUGUCGCUGCUUUGUGACACCGUCGUAACUUUUCAGCAAAACCUUAAGGAGACAAUACAGAAGGAUAAUAAAACGUAGGGGAGUCCCUCAAGGCUCUAUUGUGGGCCCUAUGACACUCGUUAGACGCUAAAUCAACUUGACUGUGGAUUGGAAACCUGGAUGAAGCUCAGCUUCAUAAAUCUGGACUGAUUUCCUCUUCUGUUAGUACUUUUGUCCCUUAAACUCCACAUAAUGGCCACAAAAUCUGUUUAUUUACGUGUUUGAUGCAGAAAUGUCGGGAGACCUUAUGAAUACCACUGAAGUUCAGUGUGUGUAUAUAUUUGUAGAGUGGGGGACUGAGUAUGAAGACAUUGACGGUGGAUAUUUAAUGUAUAAAGUGUAAAUAUUGAAUGUUAUCUUGGCUGUAGAGAAAAUAAAUAUG
Cololabis saira (Pacific saury) is the source of this 3460-nucleotide messenger RNA. RefSeq names its product tubulin gamma complex component 4 (gene tubgcp4). Gene Ontology annotation, biological process: microtubule nucleation; meiotic cell cycle; cytoplasmic microtubule organization. The coding region runs from base 98 to 2098 and encodes 666 amino acids. The transcript is spliced from 18 exons. Gene Ontology annotation, cellular component: centrosome; gamma-tubulin complex; equatorial microtubule organizing center. The record is from RefSeq and is a predicted model, not a curated record. Gene Ontology annotation, molecular function: microtubule minus-end binding; gamma-tubulin binding. Lineage: Eukaryota; Metazoa; Chordata; Actinopteri; Beloniformes; Belonidae.